UCUGAUUCGGCUUGCAUCCGCCACGAGUACUGAGCUGCCGCUGUAUAUUGAAUCGCCGGAGGUGAAUGUCAGAUAGCAACAAUCUGUUAUUACAACGUUAUCAUGGAUAUUAAACCCAGCAACACAGUUUAUGUGAACAAUCUUAACGAGAAAGUUAAGAAGGAAGAGUUAAAAAAGUCACUUUAUGCGAUCUUCUCACAAUUUGGGCAAAUAUUGGACAUUGUGGCUCUGAAAACACUGAAGAUGCGUGGGCAGGCUUUUGUGAUCUUCAAAGAAAUAUCGAGUGCAUCUAAUGCAAUACGCUCAAUGCAGGGUUUUCCAUUUUACGACAAACCUAUGAGAAUCGCUUAUUCCAAGAAAGAUUCAGAUAUAAUUGCAAAACUCAAAGGAACAUUUCAGGAAAGACCAAAAAAGAAAAAGAAGAAAGAAACUAAAUCCAAGGCAAAAAAAGGAGCAUCAAAUGGACCAGCAGCCGCAGCCAUGCCAGGAAUGAUGCCAAUGGUACCUGGGACGAAGCCAACUGAUGAUGGCAGAAACAAUCCACCAAAUCAUAUUUUGUUUUUGGACAAUUUGCCAGAGGAAACAGAUGAAGGAAUGCUUAAAGUUUUAUGCAACAGGUUCCCAGGAUUUAAAGAAAUACGUAUGGUUCCUGGCAGACAUGACAUUGCGUUUGUUGAAUUCGAUAAUGAAGGACAAUCUGCAUCUGCAAAAGACUCACUGGAAGGUUUCAAAAUUUCUCCAACUCACGCAAUGCAUGUCACUUUUGCUAAAAAAUGAUCUGCCAUUGUAGGUAGUGUUUUUCGUGAUUCAAAUUGAUGAUGAACCAAAAUUGUUAUGAAGUAUUUGGAAUACUGGGAGGGAGAGAAUUGAUAUUUUCUCUCCUAUCUCUUUUGUGAUCGUAAGUUGGCGAUAUUUGUUUUCAUACUCUGCACCCCAAGGCUGCAUCAUAUGCUGGCAUUGCACACUUGGAUUUUUUUUACUGAUUCUGCUAAAUAAAUGAAAAUUGAAGAUUUA
This is a messenger RNA of Styela clava, 1014 nucleotides long. Its product is annotated as U1 small nuclear ribonucleoprotein A-like. The record is from RefSeq and is a predicted model, not a curated record. Gene Ontology annotation, molecular function: RNA binding. Lineage: Eukaryota; Metazoa; Chordata; Ascidiacea; Stolidobranchia; Styelidae.